UGAAUGAGCAUCGAACAUAUUGAACAACAAGUUAGGGUUCAGAAAAGUUCAUAGAGAGUGUGGGAGUUUUUUCUUUUACACAUGCUGUUGUUUUCAGUUUGAAUCUCAGAGCAAGUGCAUUUGUGAGGCGUGUGACCCUAUGCAGUAUGAACAGCUGACAGGGGAGGUCCCAAGGCCCCAUGCUUGAUAUAUAAAGAGGGCCUGAUCUUAUACUGAGAGUUACUCUGUGGCUGAAGUUCGGACUCACAGGAUGAAUGCCCUCCAGACUCUGUUUCUCUUGGCUGCAGGCCUCUCUGUUGCCCAGUCCAACGACAAGGCUCUCAAUCAGUUUAGAAGAAUGAUCCUGUGUGUGAUGCCUGGUAGCUGGCCUGUUUUGGACUACGCUGACUACGGCUGCUACUGUGGAAAGGGAGGCUCUGGCACACCUGUGGACGAUCUGGAUAGGUGCUGCCAAGUGCAUGACCAGUGUUACAGUGAUGCUAUGCAGCACAAUGAGUGCUGGCCCAUCUUCGACAACCCUUACACCGAGCUCUACCACUAUACCUGUGACAAACAAAACAGGAAGGUCACCUGUGAUAGCAAAAACAAUGAAUGUGAGAUGUUCAUCUGUGAGUGUGACAGGAAGGCCGCUGAGUGUUUUGCCAGAUCACCUUGGAACCCUGAGCACGAGCACCUGCCCAGCGACCACUGUCAGUAAAGACCUCCGCAAACACCCGUAUCAAAUGAAGAGCUCACUCUUACACGUGACAUAACCAUCUCUCAGUUUCCAAAGGUGUCGGAUUGUUUUGUUAAUUUAUUGAGAAUCAUUAUCUUAUUAGAAAUAUUUUUAUAGAUCUUAUGCUGUACAGGCACAUCCGAAGUAUCACGAUUUCUGUAAGGGACAAUUCAUUUCUAAUUCUGUACUUUCACUGACCUUUAACCAUCCAUGAUUCCCUCCAUGUACUGAAUCUAACUUAUUAACCGUGGAACUGUAGUUAUCCUGACAACGAACACAAUAAGAUCUGCGUCUCUCAUUUUACUUCACAUGCCGUGUACUGAUGGGCAGUUGUUCCAGGCUAUAAUCUGAAGUCACGUUAACAAUAGAGGGCACUAGUGUCCACCUUUUCCUUUUCUCACUUGCAGAAUGCGGCAUUAGUAGAUUCGGUAGUAUACUGUAGUAUAGCAUAGACUCUGCCAUCUUGCUCUUUUGUCUGUUCUGAUAUACUUUCUGUAAAUGUCCCAUAUAAGGUGUGUAAUAUUUGCUCUCAAAUA
Xiphias gladius (swordfish) is the source of this 1251-nucleotide messenger RNA. Its product is annotated as phospholipase A2, minor isoenzyme-like. The record is from RefSeq and is a predicted model, not a curated record. The transcript has 4 exons. Lineage: Eukaryota; Metazoa; Chordata; Actinopteri; Istiophoriformes; Xiphiidae. Bases 251 to 697 code for a protein of 148 amino acids. Gene Ontology annotation, biological process: phospholipid metabolic process; lipid catabolic process; arachidonate secretion. Gene Ontology annotation, molecular function: phospholipid binding; calcium ion binding.